Colletotrichum abscissum is the source of this 453-nucleotide messenger RNA. RefSeq names its product ubiquitin-conjugating enzyme E2 35. The coding region runs from base 1 to 453 and encodes 150 amino acids. The transcript is spliced from 4 exons. The record is from RefSeq and is a predicted model, not a curated record. NCBI's taxonomy places the organism in Eukaryota, Fungi, Ascomycota, Sordariomycetes, Glomerellales, Glomerellaceae.
AUGGCUUUGCCUAAGCGUAUUGUGAAGGAGACGGAGCGUCUCAUGGCUGAGCCGGUACCCGGAAUCAGUGCCGUCCCUCACGAGGACAACCUCCGCUACUUCGAUGUCGAAAUUCACGGACCUACACAAUCUCCGUAUGAAGGCGGUGUCUUCAAGCUCGAGCUCUUCCUUCCCGACGACUACCCCAUGACUCCCCCCAAGAUUCGCUUCCUUACCAAGAUCUUCCACCCGAAUGUCGACAAGCUGGGCCGCAUCUGUCUCGAUGUUCUGAAGAACAACUGGUCCCCUGCCCUCCAGAUCCGCACUAUUCUCCUCUCAAUCCAGGCCCUCCUCGGCGCCCCCAACCCCGACGACCCCCUCGCCGCCGACGUCGCGAAGAGCUGGAAGGAGGACGAGCAGGCCGCCAUCGCGACGGCCAAAGAGUGGACCACGAAAUUCGCUGUGCCCAAAUAG